Messenger RNA from Lotus japonicus, 858 nucleotides. RefSeq lists its product as uncharacterized. Lineage: Eukaryota; Viridiplantae; Streptophyta; Magnoliopsida; Fabales; Fabaceae. Bases 1 to 858 code for a protein of 285 amino acids. The record is from RefSeq and is a predicted model, not a curated record. The transcript has 2 exons.
AUGCGGAGACUAAACUUAAGUCCCAAAUGGAUAUCAUUAGUACAAAGCUGUCUUGAACCUUCUAGAGUUUUUGUACUUGUUAAUGGAAGCCCGACCGACGAAUUUUGCAUGGAAUUGGGUAUGCGCCAAGGUGAUCCAAUGGCUCCAUUUCUCUUCUUGAUAGUGGCUGAAGGUUUGAACGCUUUGCUGCGACAAGCAGUAAAUUUAAACCUGUUUUCUGGUUAUCGAUUUGGAAAUUCUGAAGGGGAGAUGGUCUCAAUUUUACAAUACGCUGAUGACACCUUGUUUAUCGGGGAAGCUACACGCCGGAAUGUUUUUACUGUAAAUUCAAUUCUGCGUUGCUUUGAACUUUCCUCCGAUUUGAAGGUAAAUUUCAAUAAAAGCAAAUUGGUGGGAAUCUCUAUGGAGGACCGAGAGCUUCAGGUCAUGGCUAAUAUUCUGAAUUGUCGAAUUUUGGAUCUCCCCUUUAGCUAUUUGGGUCUUCCCGUUGGCGGUAAUCCUAGAAGGAUUUCUUUUUGGGAUCCUGUGAUUGCUAAACUGAAAUGCAGGCUUUCAAAUAGGCGCAGUAAUCUGUCUGAUGCAAGGUCGGGUAGAGCUUCAUCAUGGUGGAAGGACAUUGUUAUUUCCUGUUGUGAUCCUCAUGAUUCGUGGUGGUUUGAUGAGGCCAUUUCACAACAAAUCAGGGCUGGUAAUUCAGUAAGAUUUUGGCAUGACUCUUGGCUAGGUGAUGAUUCUCUUGUGGCCCGGUACAGUAGACUUUUCUUGAUUUCUGCUCAACCGAAUCAUCUGGUUAAUCAAAUGGGAUCUUGGGAGGAUGAACCGAUUGGUUUGGAAUCUGCAUUGGGAGCGCCGCCUUGA